AUGGCAGACAUUCAAGAAUAUAAUUCAGAAAGACACAUUGAGAAAUGGAAGAUGAAGAAAUUGAAAAAGAAGGUUGAAGCUGCCAGUGGCAGGGGUGUUAGGACUAGAACUAUGUUUUCUCUGCUCAUUCCUCCAGGUGAUCGUCAAAUAUCUCGUGCUAUCAGGACUUUGGAAGACGAAUUUAGAACGGCUUCAGACAUGGUACUAAUCGAGCGGCAACAAGUUUUAGGUCCAAUAAUCGAAUCUGCUCAACACAGGCUUAGUCUGUACAAGAAUAUUGUUUCUCCAAAUGGGUUUGCACUCUACAUUGGAAAUGUUGUUACAGAAAAAAAUGAGGUGGUGACCACCAUUAUUGAUUUUGAGCCUUUCAAACCAAUAAAUGAGUUUAUGUGCAUUUGUGAUGACAAAUUCCACACUGAAGCUUUGGAUGAGCUCUUACAAUCUGACGAUGAAAAGUUUGGUUUCAUCGUUAUGGAUGGAGCAAGUACUGGAUAUGUUAGAGUUCCUAUGUAUCAUCCAGAACCUGGCUUCUAUACAGCAAUGAAGUCUUCGAAGAUCCUUUCGAAUGGGAAAUUUGUGCAAGAGAGACGCUUGAUAAGCCAACUUAUUAAGGAGAGAGAACAAAACGCUAACAAGUGUGUUGUUGGUUUUGAUGAAACAUUGAAAGCUCUGGAGAUGGGUGAUGUGAACAUACUGGUUUUGUGA
Molecule: messenger RNA, 705 nt
Organism: Ziziphus jujuba (common jujube)
Lineage: Eukaryota; Viridiplantae; Streptophyta; Magnoliopsida; Rosales; Rhamnaceae
Exons: 2
Coding region: 1-705 (234 amino acids)
Biological process (GO): cytoplasmic translational termination
Cellular component (GO): cytosol; translation release factor complex
Molecular function (GO): translation release factor activity, codon specific; sequence-specific mRNA binding
Source: RefSeq, a predicted model, not a curated record